Molecule: messenger RNA, 495 nt
Organism: Poecilia reticulata (guppy)
Lineage: Eukaryota; Metazoa; Chordata; Actinopteri; Cyprinodontiformes; Poeciliidae
Source: RefSeq, a predicted model, not a curated record
GCUCCUGUUCAGUAUCAGCCUCUGAUGGAGAUGGACUACUUGGACAGCAUCAUCAAUGAGUCUCUCCGGUUGUUCCCCAUUGUCCCACGUUUGGAACGUGUGGCCAAAGCAUCUGUAGAGAUAAAUGGCCUUGUGAUUCCAAAAGACAUGGUUGUCCUGGUCCCCACAUGGCCUCUGCACCGGGACCCUGAGAUAUGGCCAGAACCAGAGAAAUUCAAACCUGAGAGAUUCAGCAAGAAAAACCAGGAGGACAUUGAUCCAUACACAUACAUGCCUUUUGGGUUAGGGCCAAGGAACUGCAUUGGGAUGAGAUUUGCUCUGGUGGUGAUGAAACUGGCAGUGGUGGAGAUCCUGCAGCGGUACAGCUUCUCUGUGUCUAAAGAGACUGAGGUGAGAUUACAGAUUAACUCUGCAUAUUGCUCCUCUUUCAGGCUGUGUGAGGAAGCUUAUGGCAUUUAUUUUUGUCCAUCCAAAAUUUAAAGACUCUGCUUAACA